Messenger RNA from Python bivittatus (Burmese python), 2695 nucleotides. RefSeq lists its product as uncharacterized. Gene Ontology annotation, cellular component: membrane. Lineage: Eukaryota; Metazoa; Chordata; Lepidosauria; Squamata; Pythonidae. The record is from RefSeq and is a predicted model, not a curated record.
UUCCUUUCCAGGAACAGCCUUGCGAGCGAAGCUGUCAAGCGAAGGGUCCCUCCUGCGGCUUCCUGGACUCGCGAGAGGGAAGCAGGCGCGGUGAACCUCAGCGGACGAAGGAGCUGUUUCUGUGGCAACUGCCGUGCAAGGACGGCAGCCUUAGAGGAGGGAGGAAGCGACUCUCUCGUAGGUAUGGCCAGCACUGUGACAGAGCAUGGAAAUGUAAGGAUCGUCACACAAGUAAUCCCACAGACAGGCUCCCUGUCAACCCAGGCAGCUGCAGUCAGAGUGGUUGAAUCUACUUCUGGGGCAUCUCAGUUCAUACCAACCCUUAACAAAAAUACCAAGAAUACUCUGUUCAAGGUGCUUGGGGUCAUACAGAUUCUUUGGGGAAUUACAGAGGUGAGCUUUGGCAUUACCCUGACAAUAAUUCAACGAACCUUCUCCAUCACUGUUGAAAGUGGCGUUUACUUAUGGAUUGGGAUCCUGCUCUUGAUCUCUGGGUCCUUGUUGGUGGAAAUUGAGAAAAGACAACCUGUAUGGCUGGUGAAAGCUGCUUUCUUUGCCAACUUGCUAGUUUGUGUGGCUGGAUUGGUUGCAGUAAUCCUCCAUGCUACUGAGAUUGCACAAACUGUUAAAGAAGGAAACCCAUGUCCUCCGAACAUCACUGAGCCACAGUACUGCAAAAAUUAUGUUCAGAUACUGAAAUAUGGCCUGAACUCUGUGUUCAUCAUCUUUUUGCUCCUUGAAAUAUCCUUAGCGAUAACUGCCCUGGUUAUGUUCACGUCUCAGAAGCAGCAGGACUAUCAACAAAUGGUAUCAUGAAGAUAAGCAGUUUCUCUUCUCCUGUCCCACAAUGCUAAACACUUAGGUGCUUUCCUGGCUUGAAGCUAUAUGAGUAUGAACUUCCUAUUGUCUCUUUAUCUUCCCAAGUUAGGCUACAAGCAUCAAAAGAAGACGCUACUGCUAAACCUCAAAGAUCUGCAUUAUAUGCCUCAACCUAAAAACUGAGAGCAAGCUUCGUAUUUGUUUAUUAUGAGCUUCUCCUGUACAGGACUGCCACAAGUUUAUCCCAAAUACAAGGUCUCUUCCCAGGCCAUGCCUUAUGAAACAUCCUCUGUAUUUUCAUCAGCUUGCAUAUCCUGAAAACCACUGAUCUUGGUGUGUGGUGAGGGCUUCUCAAUGAAGAUUUUAGCAUACUAUUGCUCUGCCAUCACUCACUUCCAUAUGUAGCUCUUUGGGAUCUUAAUGAAGAAAAGGGAGAUAUCUGCAAGUGGCUUUUUUCCCCCUAUAAGAGACCAUCUGUUUGCGAUCAUCUUAAAUUUCUAUAUUUUCAACUGCGUGCUUGUAUGAGAGAGAGUAUAUGCAAGCAACAUGCAGGAGAGAGAGCUCUCUCCGGUUAGGUUUUCUGAGUUUUCUCAACAUCACUUGUCAUUUAUGGAUGUAACAUCAGAAUCUCCCUGUGUCAAGGCACAACUGAAAAUAUUUCCAUUUUAUACUUGGACUGAAAAUCCAUUUGAAUUGUGCAGAAUGUAUGUGGAAAUUAGAGGCUGUUAGAAAAGUGCUUCAGGUUCUCUUAGGAGGGGGAGAAUUUAAUACGGAUGUAUUAUUGCAUAAUGUAUUUUUUCACAAGAAUAGGAAGCUUUUUCACAGAGGAAAAAAUUAUAUCAAGACCAUUAACUGGAGAAUAAUAUUAAGUCUUCACAACUGCUGCUUUUGUUCUGCAGCUUGCCUUCAUACUCUAAACCUGGGACAAGUCUCAUUAACUCAGCAGAACUUGCUUUGGAGGAGAUGUUUUUAAGAUUGCACAGUACGACUGCAGUUGUAUGAACAACAGUCUGAAGAUAAUUGCUGGUGAUAAUUCUCAGGCUUGGAUUGGACUGGGCAGCAACAGGAAAAAGGACCGUUGUUACUUUGGGGAAACAAUCAUAGUUCAGUGGUAAAAUGUAUGUUUAAUGCAGAAGGGUGGGAAUUCAGUACCCAGUAUCCUCCGUUGGAAAGCUGCAGAUAGUCAGUGCAAAUAAUACUCAGUAGAACUAAUAUUCCGAUUUGGCCCACGGCAGUUUCCUAUGUGGCAUGUUAACCCCUAUCUUUGCAGCAAUAUGUCCUUGACAACAGAAAAAGCUAUCUGAGAGAAGUAGCUAGAACAACCAUGAUUAUAUUAGCCCUUUCCUAUUAUUAUGUAGAUUAUAAAGUCUGCAUAUAAUGAAAUGCACUGAUUAGGAGUCAGAAAGGUGGUUAGUGUUCAUACUGAAAGCAGAGAGCAAGAGCUGUUCUGCCAAAUUAGUUUAUUUUUGUUGCCCUGGAGUUGAGUUUUACUUUAUUUUAUGAAAGGUAACAAAAGAGAAUGAGAUAUAUAUAACCCUAACCAGUGGUGUGCUGCCAAAGAGAAAAACAUCCCUGCCGAAGUAGGAAUCAUGCGAUUCAUGGCAGGCAGACAAGCUAUCAGGAACUUGAGCCGAAUUUCUUAAACCCUGACUAUACGGUGAUAUCAUAUACUAUUAUUCCUGAAGGCGAAAGAAACAAAUGAUUAUGGGCCAGUUUAUGCAUUCAGCAAAAUAAAGUAGCCUAAACACUUAUCUCUGCCCAGCCUACUGUAUGCCAUUUACCUUAGUAUCUCCACUUUUUGCAGUUAGCAUUUAAUUUUAUUAUAUAUUAAAUGAUAUAUUGUAUGGAUAUACAGUGCAUUCGGAAAGUAUUCCGA